Messenger RNA from Penicillium oxalicum, 5295 nucleotides. RefSeq lists its product as uncharacterized. Gene Ontology annotation, molecular function: protein binding; sterol binding. The coding region runs from base 1 to 5295 and encodes 1764 amino acids. The record is from RefSeq and is a predicted model, not a curated record. Gene Ontology annotation, biological process: maintenance of cell polarity; piecemeal microautophagy of the nucleus; proton-transporting ATP synthase complex assembly. Gene Ontology annotation, cellular component: nuclear envelope; intracellular membrane-bounded organelle; membrane. NCBI's taxonomy places the organism in Eukaryota, Fungi, Ascomycota, Eurotiomycetes, Eurotiales, Aspergillaceae. The transcript is spliced from 7 exons.
AUGAUUCAUUCAUCGAUUCUUGGUGCUGCAACACCUCCCAACUGGAAUCAAACGGCAAAAAGCGCGGACCAAAUCCUCCUCCCAGCGGGCCGAGACUCGGAAAAAGUUCCGGCCUGCCAUGGCCCAAGUCCGCUCCUCAUUUUCGCAAACUGCAAUUCCAUCGCUGGCGAGGACUCCAAAACAAACGACCACUCCCUUUCCAUCCUCCUUCAUUUCUUCUCUUUUCUCUCUCCACCCCCUCCCUCUUUCUCCAACAUGGCGAGCUGUUUCACACGGAACAUGCUGGCGACUCGCUUUCUGUCCACACCGCGUCAACGUGUCGCAAUUUGUCACCGCCACAUUCACUCAUCACCCUCGAGGGCCGCCGUAGCACACCCCAUCACAGCUCAUGGUCCACCACCCCAGGCACCUGCGCCUGCCUCUUCAUCCUCCAGUGAGACACGGGAUUCUCUCUCGUCGACGGGAGACGGGCAGGGUGUGUCGCAGGUGAAGAAACCAUCGCCGUUGAAGAAGCGCUUUUGGAAAGAUGUCCAUGUUCAUGGAAAGACUGGUGAAUACCAAGUAUUGUUGGACAAGCGUCCUGUUCGCACUCCCAACAAGGAUAUUCUUUCAAUUCCUCCGACCAAACCACACCUCGCUCACGCCAUCGCCCUCGAAUGGGAUGUCAUGACCUCGGCCCAACACGCGCUCAAGAGCCACCUGAUCCCACUCACCUCCCUGGCCGCCCGCGCUGCCGACAUUGUCCGCGAAGAUGCGAGCGGCGAACGAACUACCCGCGAUCAGAUCGUCACCACGGCGAUGCGCUACCUCGAGACAGACACGUUACUCUGCUGGGAGCCGGAGCGCACCUAUAACGCCCUCGAUCGGGUCGGCGAGACCGGUCAGGUGGAAACUCUCCGCCAGAUUCAAAUGCGCGUCGCCAAGGAUCUCAUGGGCUUCCUGUCGACCAAGGUGUGGCCCGGUCUGGAGAUUGUCCCCAUCCUCGACACCGAGAGUAUCAUGCCGGUGUCUCAGCCCCAGGCCACCCAGGACAGUAUCCGGACGUGGUUGUACGAGCUGAGUGCGCAUGAUCUGGCGGGUGUGGAGCGUGGGAUCCUGGCCUCGAAGAGUCUCCUGGUGGCGGUUCGAUUGAUGGUGGAGUGGAGCGAGAAUUUCCGGCAUUUGCAGCGACCGGGGGUGAAGAAGUUUGGUCUGGAGGAGGCGGCCGAGGCGGCCAAUCUUGAAGUCAAAUGGCAGACUGACAUGUGGGGGGAGGUGGAGGAUACGCACGAUGUGGACAAGGAGGACUUGCGACGACAGUUGGGGAGUGUAGUGCUGUUGCUUGCAUUAUGCCAAUUGCCGAAGGCUCGACUGGCGCAAAACACCAUCGACGCUGGAAUCUUCCCACCCAGGACUUCAAGGAAACAAAGCAAAAAGACAAGAGAAAGAGAAUUCUGGUCCAAGAGAUUGACAGGCUGCGAUUACGAACCUGAGCGGGACGGACUCCCCUCCUCCUUCGCAUUCGCGCAGAUCGGUGGCCUCCCGGGCACAGUCACAUACGAAGCGCAACCAGCUCAGAAGCUAAUCACCAUGUCACCUUUUACUAGGCACAAGCGCUCCCGGAGUGUCCUGGCUCUGUUGCAUCGCGACAAGUCCAAGGGAGACGACAAGGACCCGGAUGAUUUCACCGACAGCGGCUCCGUGGGCGAUGCCUCGGUGAAUGGAUCACAGUACGCCCAUCAGCGCAACGCCAGUCACAGCCACCUCGGCCGAAAGAAGACCAUCUCGCCGCCGCGGCACAACCUGGAACAGACCCAGUCUCGUGCGAGUUACCAGACCCCCGACAGUGACUCCGGCGACCACCAUUUGACUACUACCAACACCAACACCAACACCAUGGAGCGAACGGUCUCGGGGACAGAAGGCGGCAGCUUGUCUCUCGAUCAGUCUGUGCGGACCUUCCGUCUAUUUGAGAUUCUACGAAGCGGGGAUACAAAUGCCAUCUCCAAGGCCAUCAAGGAAUCGAGUGACCCCCAAGUGGCCAACAACCUCUACGGAACCACGAUCCUGCACCUGGCCCUGCAGUGCGCCGAACCGCAGGUGGUCGAGUUCGUCUUGUCCUCGAGCGAGAACCUCGACAUCAACGCACGUGAUCGUGAAGGCAACACCCCCCUUCAUCUGGCGGCGCAACUGGGCCGUGUCGCACUGGUCAAAGACCUCCUCAAUCAGCCCUCGGUCAACGACGCGAUCGUCAACUAUCGCGGUCAGACGGCACUCGAUGUUGCACGGACGCCCGAAAUCUUCCAGCAACUGCAGCUGACACGCUCGCUCUUCAUCGACAGCAAGACGCAGGAGAUUCAGACCCUGGUGGCCAAGGGUGACUACGAGAACCUGGAGAAGCUUCUCGAAGAGCCCCGCGUGGAAGGGAUCAUCGACGUCAACAGUCUUGAUCUCGUGACGGAUCGCACGACGGCGCAAACGGGGGGCACGCUGCUUCACGAGGGCGCUCGCAAUAAGAAUGUCCAGUUGAUUGAGCUCCUGCUGACCCACGGCGCUGAUCCGUUCCGGCGUGACAAGAAGGGGAAGCUGCCACAAGAUGUGACCAAGGACGACAAGACCCGUGCUAUGCUGAAGAAAUCGCCCGCCGCGGCGAUCGCUCAGCGUGGCAUCCAAGAAAAGGCCAUUUUGGGAAACUCUAGUGCGCAAGGCGUGUCUGGCCGGGUCUCCGCCGGCGAAGCUCCACUGGCCGGCAAGGAUACUCGCGAAAUGAAGGGCUACUUGAAGAAAUGGACCAACUACACCAGUGGGUAUAAGUUGCGAUGGUUUGUGCUAGAGGAUGGAGUAUUGAGCUACUAUAAGCAUCAAGAUGACAUUGGUUCGGCUUGCCGUGGCGCCAUCAACAUGAGAAUUGCUCGCUUGACCAUGGAUGCUCAGGACAAGACCCGCUUCGAGAUUCAUGGCAAGUCCUCGGUCAAAUAUCAUCUCAAAGCCAAUCACGUCGUUGAGGCGAAGCGAUGGUUCUGGUCGUUGAAUAAUGCCAUCCAGUGGUCCAAAGAUGAAGCCAAGGAGGAGGAGCGACAGCGGUCACAGAAUGCAGAGGCCCUUCGCCAGGCCAAGAUUGACCAGGCCGAAGGCCGAUCCAUCGAAACUCCCUCAGAAUCGGGCCUGAGCCAAAAGCCCGGCGGCAAGGGAUUAUCGCCCGGAUCUCUAGUGGUUCCGGGUGCGAGUAUGACGAGACUGAACACACAAGCGUCGCGCACCACCUUGGACACGGCCGCCAUUGACGAAGAAGGGUCCGUGUACGGCUCGGGAAACCAAGGUGGCUCUCCCAAUGACAUGAAUCGUGUGAUCAGUCAUAAUCCCAGUGCGCCAGAUUUGGACGGUGACGAGGAUGAGUACGGUGACUACGCCUCCACCCACGACGAGGCACCCAACGAGGACAAGGACGCGCUGAACAUCACAGCGCAGUCUGCGAAACUUCAACUGGACCUUCUGGCCAACGUGGCUGCCUCCCUGCAGGCCGAGAAAGCCCGGAACCCCGCGAUGUCAAUCUCGGACCCCGCCGUCGAGCAGGCUCUCGGUGCGUACGAAGGUGCGGUCAGCAGCCUCCGGGGUCUGGUGCAAAAUCUGCUCAAAAUCUCCCGGGAUCGAGAUUCAUACUGGCAGUACCGGCUGAACCGCGAGGAACACCUGCGCCGUAUGUGGGAAGAGAGCAUGGCGCGGGUUGCGCAGGAACAUGAAGAAUUGCAGUCCAAAAUGGGCGAGUCCGAGGAGAAACGCAAGCGCACCAAGAAGGCUCUGAAGGAGGCUCUCGAAAAUGUCUCUGCGAAUAGCCGCUCCGCCAUCCUUCCGCGUUACCAUGAUGCAUUGAAUGAGUCCGCACAAGCGGAAGGUGGCCAGUUCGAAGGCACCGAGGAGGGUGGAGAGGUUGUCGGAGGCUCGGGGCCGUCGAGUCAGGGGCCGGUCAAGCCGAGUCUCCAACGAAAACCGUCGGCUCUCUCCCAGCUCAGCAGUUUUUACGAUUCCGAAUCAGAUGGAGACGAGUUCUUUGAUGCUAUCGACGCGGGUGAGGUUGAGGUGCAGGAUUUCACGGAGAAGAAGCCUGUGGAAGAGCAGCCGGGAGACGAGAGUGCGAAGGCUCGUGAAAACAGGCUCAUGGUGGUGAAAACGUCUUUCAAGGGAUACGAGGACCCCGUCCGUCAGCGUCUAAAGAUGGACAAUGAUGAUCGGCCGAAGAUCUCUCUCUGGGGCAUUUUGAAAUCCAUGAUUGGCAAGGACAUGACCAAGAUGACUCUUCCAGUGUCAUUCAACGAACCCACUUCCUUGCUGCAGCGUGUCGCGGAGGAUUUGGAGUAUACGGAUUUGCUUGACAUCGCCGCCGAUCGGUCCGACUCGAUGGAGCGUCUGGUUUAUGUUGCCUCAUACGCUGCGAGUGAAUACGCUUCCACCAUUGGUCGUGUGGCGAAGCCGUUCAAUCCCCUUCUUGGUGAGACAUUUGAGUAUGUCCGACCGGACAAGGGCUACCGCUUCUUUGUGGAGCAGGUCAGCCAUCAUCCUCCGAUCGGUGCUGCGUGGGCAGAGUCGCCCAAGUGGGAUUACUGGGGCGAAUCCUCUCUCAAGUCCAAGUUCUACGGCAAGUCCUUCGACAUCAAUCUUCUCGGCACAUGGUUCCUCAAGCUACGGCCCAUCACCGGUGGCGAGGAGCUGUAUACCUGGAAAAAGGUCACAUCUUCCGUGAUCGGUAUCAUUACUGGAAAUCCCACGGUCGACAAUUACGGCCUCAUGGAAAUCAAGAACUGGACCACUGGUGAAGUCUGUUACCUCGACUUCAAGCCUCGCGGCUGGAAAGCUUCCUCUGCGUACCAAGUUUCGGGCAAGAUCUACGCCCGUCAUACCCCCGGAUUCGAAGCCCCUGUCUCGAGUCAGGAUCCCGAAUCUGCCAAGACCUUCCUGGUGUGGCAAGCUCAUGAACGACCUACGGGUAUUCCGUUCAAUCUGACCCCCUUCGUCAUCACCCUGAACGCUUUGCCCAAGGGGCUGAGAGAGUAUUUACCCCCUACCGAUACCCGUCUCCGCCCGGACCAGCGUGCCAUGGAAGAUGGCGAGUAUGAUCUCGCUGCUGUGGAGAAACAUCGCGUGGAGGAGAAACAGCGUGCGAAGAGGAGAGAACGGGAAGCCAAGGGGGAGAUCUACCAGCCUCAAUGGUUUGUUCGUGACCGUUGCCCGAUCACCGGGGAAGAGUUCUGGGCCCAUAAUGGCAAGUAUUGGGCUAGCAGGGAUGCCCACGACUGGAGCCGGUCGGAGGAUAUCUUUUAA